Molecule: messenger RNA, 2350 nt
Organism: Prorocentrum cordatum
Lineage: Eukaryota; Dinophyceae; Prorocentrales; Prorocentraceae
Source: the annotation of a GenBank genome assembly
AGAAGCAUCGGGGGCGUUCGGCUGUUGUAUCCGAGAGGUCUGAAAUUGCCUGGGCUGAAAAACUAUCUUUUCUGUGUAAUUUCUUUUGACAUUAUAUGUUGUCAGGCUCUGCGAGUCCCCCGGCUCAAGGUUGAGGCUCAAGGCGCUCGACAUUUGAUCCCCUCUGCCUGGGUAACCUCCAGUGGGGUCGAGUGCGCGUCAGGGAGUCACACGCCUGCCGCCUAGAGUAAUCUUGCACUGUCAUUCAUUUGACACGUUUGAUCGCCUUGAGUGGUCGUCAAUUGAUUUGUUUCACACGUUUGUCGCCUAGAGUGAUAUUGCACUGCCAUUCAUUUGACACGUUUGAUCGCCUUGAGUGUUCUUCAAUUGAUUUGUUUUGUUGGGUGCUUCCGAGGCAGUCUUUGCAAUCUUUCGCUAUGCCACACGUACGGAGUGCGAGUGCUCGCAUUAUGCGUCGGGCGCUGGCUGUUAAAAAUGGAUACUGUGUGUAUUUACCUAUUCGUUUGCCUCUGGAUGGUUUGGUGCCACCUACGUGUCUCCCACCACCAGGGCUGGAGCGGGCGACUGCCGAUUCGGUUCUAGAUUAUCUCUUGUUGCGCGAUCCACCUGUUGUUAAACGCAGUUUGGAGGAGGAGGAAAAGGAGGCUGACAUUAUGACUGUUUCGGAGAAUCUUUCUUGCCGUAUGCAGGCGUCUGAAUCGCUGGUUGCUGUAGAUAUUGGUGCGCAGGCUUCUGAAUCGCUGGUUGAUGUUGGAGUGCAGACGGUUGAUAUUGGAGUGCAGGCUUCGGUAGAUAUUGGAGUGCAGGCUUCUUCUAGUACGGAUGUUGCGGACUUUCAUUGUGAAGUCGGCUGUCAGACAGAGAGUGUCGUUGGGAUGGAGGGAGGAGCUUCAGGAGUUCUUUUUGGGAAAGUGACUGUGGCGGCGGAGGAGGAGCUGGAGGCACCCUCGUGUGCGGAGUCUUCUCCGAACGUGCAGUCUGUUUCUGAUAGCCGCGCCUUGUCAGGAGCGUCCCAGGGGUGUCUGAAUCGCCCCGUCACGCUCAAUGAAGCAUCGAAGGAGUCGCGCCAGAGGACUCGAGGGAGAGAUCGUGACCAGGUCAUUGGGACAUCGACGUGCUCUCAGGCCACCAUUGCCGAUGUCAAAGCGUGGAUUGGCGAUGUUGCCAGCAUCAACGAGUUGAAUGCGAUCCAGUAUUUAAAGAACGGAAUGGAUUUGUUUGAUAAGCUGGUGACAGAACGUGGGUUCUCUACAAAGAGGGCCCAAACAUAUUAUGCUCGGAAACUGUAUGAGAUGCUCCAGAAUGUGCAAGCGACACUGGAGGAUCUUUUGGGAUUCUUCGAGGUGCACAGGUUCUUGACAGGACAAAUGAACCGCGCCGAGACUGCCAAGUUUCUGGAGGUUUCCAAGUGCAGCGAUUACCGAAUAAUAUUCUUCGGACGCCCGAGGAGUUUCGACAAGUUGGGAUGAAGCUAUUCGUGCGCAAGUGGAUUGUUGACUGUGAUUGCAUAGUCUCGUUUGUUUGUGCUCUAAGAAUUCAGUGUGUGCAUGUUCAGUUCUUGGCCAGGUCUCCUGGCUCUCACGUCGUAACAUUAUCCUUGCCUUAUCAAAGCCAGCUUUGAUGGGGGUGUUUGUAGCCGCGGAAGUGCCUGUGGUGUGUGUGGAUACAGAUUGGUCUGCGAAACAAAUAUAUCUUCUCGCGGACCGACAUCAUUUUCAAGGAUGUGUAUCUUGAGGCUUGGUGUCUGCCACCAAGCGCCACUGUUACAGAUACGGAACUAUCAGCGGCGGAGCGCGUAUGCGAUGUGCUCCCACAGGUAGUGCAGACCUUCUUUGAUCAUUCGCAGGGAUAAGUCACACAUUGUUUCUUCUUUAUCUGUGUUCUUGUUUAUUCCAACAGCUUCGCUGUUCACUGACUCAUUCGUUUUUAUCUUUGUGUGCUUUGCGUUUGAUUGUGUCAUUGCGGCAUGCGUUUCUCUUCAUUCCUUCAGCUUCGCUGUGUGGUAUAAGAGCUGACUGCUUGCGUGAUAAAUAAGAGGCUCUGUUUCGCCUGAUACUUUGUUGGACCUGGCCUUAGUGGCCAAGACGGUCCCAGCAAAGACGCAAAAAAAAAGGUUGACGGUUUACCGCCAGCGCCCAGUCCUUUUGGCUUCCCGCAGGAAGCCUCGGCGCGAGUGACUGACUCGUAGAGCUUCCCUAAGCUAGUACCUCGUAGAGCUCUCCGGCAAAGAGCUAAGAGAAAUUCGGGCUCAGGGUGGAGCUAGUACCUCGUAGAGCUCUUCGGCAAAGAGCUAAGAGGAAUUCGGGCGGAGGGUGGAGCUAGUUGGCCGGCCCAACGAAAAGAGAGAAUG